AUGGUUUGGCUUAUCAGACGUAAAGAUGGAGUUUCACCACUAUUUCCACUUAGAGGAUGUUUCUGCUUAGACAACCGCUUGGGUUGUUUUAUUUCAACUGCAACUACAGCGAUCACUUCAUCAAUCUCACUGCUUUUUGUGGUUCUAGAUUUGGUUUCCUGGGCAUUACCGGAAUUCAUCAUAGAUCCUCAAUUUCCUACUUAUUGGCGCAUUAGGUUUUGGAAAGGCUUUAUAUUGUGUGACAUUGUCAUGUUUUUCGCAGAUCUUAUCCUUAUUAUUAUUUCCAUCAUCGUUAUUGUUGCCAUCUCUUGGCCAGCAAGAUAUAGGCUUUAUCAUUUGAAGUCGUAUCUUCGGGCUUGGUGCAUAAUCAUGCUACUUUACCAGAUUACUAAUUUAGGUGUUGGCGUCUACACUUACUCGUGGUAUGGACUGGCUGCCUGGCGUGCACCCUAUUUAAUCUUCAGCGUUAUGUACUUCAUUGUGUGCUACGUCCUCUACGUCGGUUUUUUAAUUAUUGGAUAUUCGUAUUAUUCAGAGAUCAGACUGACAUUACUUGGGGAAGGGGACCCUGAAGUGUUGCAGGAAAUUAACUUCCUUAAUGGAGCUGCAAGUACAUUGUCACCACGCAACUACACAUUCCCAUCGAACCAAAAACUAUAA
Heterobilharzia americana is the source of this 660-nucleotide messenger RNA. Lineage: Eukaryota; Metazoa; Platyhelminthes; Trematoda; Strigeidida; Schistosomatidae. The record is from the annotation of a GenBank genome assembly.